AUGUCGCAUAGCAUCGGCAAGCUCUUUGUCUUCAACAGCGACAACUUUAACCUGAGAAUGGUCGGCCUCGGAUUGAUGCUCUGGCUCGGAGCGUUGCUCUGCUGGUUCUUCAACUCGUCUCCGUCCUACUGGCUGCUUCACUCGCUCUGGCAUCUCUUUGCCAUGUCGGCGGCCGGUGCCUUCGUUGUCGCCAAGCGCGCAAGCACAUAUCGCAUCAUCGACAGCAACGGCGCCGACCUCCUGCGCGCACUGCCGGAAGCCAAGCCGUCGAUGCGCAACGUACUGGUGGCCCCGCUACCGACCACAAAUUCCGAGUCGCUCAAGGACACCAGUGCAUCGUGCAUCCUUGUCCUCGACCCGUAG
Saprolegnia parasitica CBS 223.65 is the source of this 363-nucleotide messenger RNA. RefSeq lists its product as hypothetical. Bases 1 to 363 code for a protein of 120 amino acids. Lineage: Eukaryota; Oomycota; Saprolegniomycetes; Saprolegniales; Saprolegniaceae. The transcript has 2 exons. The record is from RefSeq and is a predicted model, not a curated record.